GAGGAGCUGGCACCACACAAAAAUGCACCAUUUCACCAGCUUCCGUGCAUUAAUCGAGUAAACCAAUUUUUUUUUUUGUUAAAACUAACCUGGAACAUGUUCCACUGUUAGUGUGAUCCAUGCAUUAUUGGAUCUUCUCGGCCUUGGUUGGGCGAACAAACGCGAGGAGCACCAAUGUCGCCAAAUAUGAUGGCAUCUCUGUGGUAGGAUGAGAAGUCCAGUGCCGCGCUUCAGGGACGUCGAGAGGCAGGCUGGCGGCCUGCAGCCUGUACAGUGUCUUCCUCCCUGUCAUGAGCGACAAAACAACAUGUGGUUCAUCAGAGAUGCCUGCGGCAUCGUUUGUGCGAUCAUCACCUGGUUUCUUGUCUUCUUUGCUGAGUUCGUCGUGUUGUUCGUCAUGCUGAUUCCAUCGAAGAACCUCACCUACAGCCUGGUGAACGGCACCUUGUUCAACAGCCUGGCCUUCCUCGCCUUGGCGUCUCAUUUCAGAGCCAUGUGCACAGACCCGGGAGCCGUGCCAAAGGGCAACGCCACUAAGGAGUACAUCGAGAGCUUGCAGCUGAAGCCAGGCCAGGUUGUUUACAAAUGUCCCAAGUGCUGCAGCAUUAAACCGGAUAGAGCUCACCACUGCAGUGUUUGCAAGCGCUGUAUACGUAAGAUGGAUCAUCAUUGCCCUUGGGUAAACAAUUGUGUCGGGGAAAAUAACCAGAAGUACUUUGUGCUUUUCACAAUGUACAUUUGCCUAAUCUCUCUGCAUGCCUUGGUAAUGGUGGUCUUUCAUUUUCUCUACUGCUUUGAAGAUGACUGGACAAAGUGCAGUUCCUUCUCCCCUCCAGCCACUGUCAUCCUCCUCAUCCUUUUGUGCUUUGAGGGCCUCCUCUUCCUCAUCUUUACCUCUGUGAUGUUUGGCACCCAAGUCCAUUCCAUCUGCACAGAUGAGACGGGCAUUGAAAAGUUAAAGCGUGAAGACCCUACAUGGGAGAAGACUACAUCCUGGGAAGCUAUGAAGUCGGCAUUCGGAGGUCCUCUUUCUGUGGCCUGGUUGAGCCCUUUCACAGAUCUCUCGUGCCAGAAAGAUGCUUUGGAUCCUGUUCCAAUGUUCCCACAGGGUGAGAUCAUUGAGGAGGAUGUGAUUGAAAUUCCUUUGGAGCCUUAUUAGAUGACAAGGUGUUUGCUGCUUAAAUCCUGAUGACUGAAAUGGCACAUUUCCUGCCUUGGACUGGCAAAGAGACUACUGUGAAUAUUUGAAUUUGGAUUGUUGUUUUGUUUUUUUACCUAUGGAAACAGCAUUUUUGUACUGUACCAAAGUGCCUUGAAACAGUAUUUGCAACCAAAAAUACAUCUCACUAUUCUAAAGAGAACCUUGUGUCAUGCAUAGAGAUGUGACUUUGUCAGGAGCUCAUUAUACAAGCUGUUCCUGGAGCAGUGAUGUUUACACACCUGGGCAAAAAAAUGGGCCAAGUCCAAAAUGGCUAAACACAAAGCUUUCAGUUGUUUUAACCACAAAUUAUUGGUCUGGAAAUUGGUGAAAUUUAAGCAAAUGAACUACUUAAAAAGUCAACGCUGUCUCAGAAAAACAUCAAAGGCAGAAUGAAGUUUUUGGCAGAAUACGGGAAGUUGCGUGUGGAGUGAUGAAUCACAACGAGACACGAGUUGUGGUGAUGCUCCAGAGCGGUGUCUUUGAAAAUCUGCCGAGAAAUCUAAUAAUAAAUGCAUCUCUACCACAGUGAAGCACUGAGAAAGAGGUGUCAUUGUUAGCUGCUGGCAUUGGUGAACUACUUUAAUGUGAAAAGAAUGCUUUGGAGUACAGGAGAAUAUUGCAGAAUGGCUUGCUUCCACAAAUUAAAAGUAAUUAUCUAAAGAGGAAUGAUCAGAUGUUAUUUUUUCCCAAAUUGGAAAGACAACCAAUACGUGGCCUGAGAACAAGUCCAUCAGACUCAUAUUUUGGCCUGAUCAAAGUCCAGAUUUGAACCAUAUAGUGAAUAUUUAGUCUCACAUUAGACUCAAACAAACUGGGGGACAUUUUUCAACUACAUGAACUGUUUGAAGCCAUUAACAUUGAGUGGAACAACACUGACUCUCCUUUUAAAAAGCUUUCUACAAUUUGGGGAAGGCUAUUCUGUGCUAAGUUAUUUUAUCUACAGCAUUUGUGCAAUUCUUGCUUUUCCUGACCAGUGAUUUGUGAUUAAAAUUGUUAAGGCCAUUAAAUGACCACUAAAUAUUUUGCCACUUUUGGCUUGAACCAUUUUUUGCCCAGGAGUUUAAAGUUUUAGUUUAUAAAAUAUUGUAUUAAGUAACUGGAAGAGAACUUUUUCCUCUAGGACCUUUUUAAAGGGAUAGUUCACCCAAAAAUGAAAAUUUUAUGUUUAUCUGCUUACCCCAAGCACAUCCAAGAUGUAGGUGACUUU
Messenger RNA from Megalobrama amblycephala (Wuchang bream), 2408 nucleotides. RefSeq names its product zinc finger DHHC-type palmitoyltransferase 3a (gene zdhhc3a). Gene Ontology annotation, molecular function: protein-cysteine S-palmitoyltransferase activity. Gene Ontology annotation, biological process: protein targeting to membrane; peptidyl-L-cysteine S-palmitoylation. The transcript is spliced from 7 exons. NCBI's taxonomy places the organism in Eukaryota, Metazoa, Chordata, Actinopteri, Cypriniformes, Xenocyprididae. Gene Ontology annotation, cellular component: Golgi apparatus; endoplasmic reticulum. Bases 209 to 1159 code for a protein of 316 amino acids. The record is from RefSeq and is a predicted model, not a curated record.